AUCGAUGUCCAUGCAUGUAUAGUGUCACAUAGAGUAGAGAGAAUAUAAUACAAUCAAAUAAUGGAAAAGCUAAAUUUUGUGAAGAAGAACGGGGUAAGUAGAAUGCCUCCUGGAUUCAGAUUCCAGCCAACGGAUGAAGAGCUUGUGUUUCAGUAUUUGAAAUGUAAGGUCUUCUCAUUCCCCUUGCCCGCUUCCAUGAUUCCUGACAUCAAUCUCUCCAACUAUGAUCCUUGGGAUUUGCCAGGAAAUUGUGAUGAACAUCAAGAGAUGUAUUUCUUCAGCAGCAAGGAACCCAAGUAUAGAAAUGGAAGCCGCAUGAACCGAACAACCACCACUGGCUAUUGGAAGGCAACAGGAUCCGACAAAAGAAUCAUUUCAUCUUCUAAUAAUAGUGACGAUAAUAGCAUUCUUGGCAUUAGAAAAACCCUAGUGUUUUACCAAGGGAAAUCUCCCAAUGGCACUAGAACUCACUGGGUCUUGCAUGAAUAUCGCCUGGCUAGUACUACUCUACAUGCUAAUAACAAUGCUUGCGAUAUAGGAGAUUGGGUUCUGUGCCGCUUAUCGGUGAAGAAAAGGAGUGUUGGGAGUGGUAGCAUCAUCAUAAGCAAGAAAGCACGUUCUUCAGCAUCUUCAUCCUCAUCUUCUUCCACUUCAAGUAAUAACGUCAUGGAAGUAUCUUCUUCAUAUGCUUCUUAAUAUCAACGCAACAAACAAUGCACUUCCUCCUGAUGGUCUUGCUGACUAUUGAUUAAAACCACCAUACAUAUUCUCACUCAGACCCCGUCGAUUCUGCAACUAAAUGGAUUCAUACCCUUUAAAAUUAACAAGGGAAAUACUCAAGAGCUAUUAAAAUUUAUUGUUUUUGGUCAUUACUUUUAGCCAUUAAUUCAAUUUUUUUAAGCUAAUAAUUCAAUGACAUAUUUUUA
Molecule: messenger RNA, 926 nt
Organism: Arachis duranensis
Lineage: Eukaryota; Viridiplantae; Streptophyta; Magnoliopsida; Fabales; Fabaceae
Product: NAC domain-containing protein 41-like
Exons: 2
Coding region: 61-696 (211 amino acids)
Biological process (GO): regulation of DNA-templated transcription
Molecular function (GO): DNA binding
Source: RefSeq, a predicted model, not a curated record